This is a messenger RNA of Aspergillus ruber CBS 135680, 297 nucleotides long. RefSeq lists its product as uncharacterized. The transcript has a single exon. Lineage: Eukaryota; Fungi; Ascomycota; Eurotiomycetes; Eurotiales; Aspergillaceae. The record is from RefSeq and is a predicted model, not a curated record. The annotation marks the transcript as partial.
GGCCUCAACGCAUUCAAAAUGAUGGCGGAGCAAGACCAUGUGUACUGGCAUGGGCUGGCUAUUGGCAAGAUUGGGGCAGACUGCACUGAUCUGGGGAAGGUUGGAGUCGUUACCGGCCACUUUAUGUUUUGGUCUGAAGAGAAAGACACUGGAAGUCCCGUAUACACUAAGAAAGACAUGCAAAGCUUUUCACACAUACUGCAUCUGGACUUUCCAGCCAAGGUUGUCGCGCAACAGCGUCAGCUUGAUACAAAGAGAAUUCGCCCAUCUUUUUCAGUCAAUCACCUGCAUAGAUAG